GUUAAUCUAGGCGUUGCUGCUGUUCACUCCCCCUUGAGCAGCAAGGACUAGUUUACGAGAGAUCACAGGCAGAGAGAUGAGCGAGGCACAAGGAUGAGACAUUGGCCGCUGUUUGAUUUCAUGCUUUGUUUUUUGAUAAUAGGGCGCGAUUGGAUGCCACGAUACUAGAGAAUGUGCUGGCGGGGCCAGCCCAACCGCCUGUGUUCUAAAAUGGAUUUGAAAUUGCGGUAGGUUUCCCUGUUCAUUGUGCGGUCUGCGGCCGUAGAUAAAGAUGCGUGAAGCACUGCUGGCCAAGUCCAGUAUUGAUUCGAUUGAAAAACAUGUGUUCUUGGUCGAAAUGGAAUUACUGUCGUUUUCUCUGUUGUUUGGAUUGUUCAUUAUAAGAACACUAAUCGAUGACACAAGGGCACCUAGACCACCAUAUUGCCAGGAUAAUUGAUGAUUCCUCCCAAUGAAAACAAGGAGGUGUCGGUUUUCAAAACAAUGGGGGACAAGGAGAACAAUCUCAAAACGGCUAAAUUGUGGAGAGAUGCUGCUCUCCGCUCUAGGAAGCUGCGAAGCAACCUGCGACAGCUCACCCUCUGCUCCCAAAACAGGGAGAAGAUCAUUCUACCUGAAAAUAUAAGCGAUAUAGAGGUACUCAAUCUGGGCAAUAACUCACUGCACGAGCUACCAGAAGGAUUGGGGGCAACCCUCACAAACCUGCGUAGCCUUGUCCUACGCAGGAACAAAUUUGUCACAGUUCCUUUUGUGGUGUUUGAACUGGGUCCUCUUGUGGAACUGGACAUGAGCCACAACUGCUUGGGCCACUUCUCUGAGGACAUAGGCCUGCUGAAGGGGCUGAAAAAGCUCUGCAUCAGUCACAACAACAUCCAGUACCUGCCAUCACAGAUUGGGGCACUGCAUUGUUUGGAGGAGCUGGACAUAAGCUUCAAUGACAUAUGUGAUUUCCCCAGGUCCUUCUCACAGCUCAAGAGGCUUCGUUCUCUGGAUGCUGAUCACAACAAGCUGAACCAGUUUCCCCCAGAGAUUCUUGCCCUCAGUGACAUGGAGGAGCUCGACUGCUCUGGGAAUACAUUUGCGUGUCUACCAGAGGACAUCAUUAAGCUGCAGUCCAUCAAGAUCCUGUGGCUCAGCAGCAUUCACAUCUCCAUGUUACCAGACACGUUCUGUCACCUGCACAACCUGGAGAGCCUGAUGCUGGACAGUAACAACCUCACAGCUCUGCCUCGUUCCUUUGGCAACCUGCAGAGACUUAAAAUGGUCAAUCUAUCCUCUAAUGAGCUUGAGGAGUUUCCCCAGGUUAUCCUAAACAUCACAGGACUAGAAGAGCUUUACCUGAGCAGAAAUAAACUGUCUUUUGUUCCAGAGGAGAUAGGCCAGCUGCGUAGGCUGGCAAACCUCUGGUUAGACAAUAAUAACAUUACUUAUCUGCCCGACUCCAUUGUGGAGCUAAAUAGAUUGGAGGAGCUUGUUUUACAGGGUAACCAAAUAGCCAUACUUCCAGAUAACUUUGGAAAACUCUCCAAGGUAAACAUUUGGAAAGUGAAGGAUAACCCCCUCAUCCAGCCUCCCUAUGAGGUCUGUAUGAAGGGGAUCCCCUACAUCGGUGCUUAUCAAAAGGAACUUGCACAUUCCCAGCUGGCUGUGAAACCCAGGUUAAAACUGGUCCUGAUGGGAAUGAAAAACGCUGGGAAAACACAGCUCAGGCAGAGUGUUGUGAGUGAGCAGCAGGAUGCCAACUCUGCUCAGGGAAACAAAGGGGUUGAUGUGACUAAUUGGGUAGCGGACGCCGAUCGCAGUCUUACAUUUUUAGUGUAUGACCUGUCAGGGAAGCCAAACUAUGACCUCAUCAAACCUUUUUUUCUCUCACCUGGUGCUCUGUACAUCCUCGUUGUGAAUCUGAAAACAUACUCACCCAAGAACUUUUACGCCCACGUGGGCUACUUCCUCCAUCUCCUCAAUGCAAAAGUGCCCCACGCUGUGGUCUGCAUGGUGGGCACGCACACAGACCUGUGUGGAGACAUGGAGGUGGAGGGGAAGAGCCUUGAUAUCCACAGACAGAUUGCCCUGCAGGAGAAGUGGGACACCCAUUGCCUGCGGAGCCUUGCCCAGCAGGUGGACCAGGCCCUGGAGCAGGGCUACAACGUCCGCACCUCCAGCCCUCACAUCCUCUUCUACGGCGUCACAGACAAGAACCUGAGACGGAAGAAAGCCCAGCUGCAGUACAUGCUGAACCACAGGCUACAGAUCCUGUCCCCUGUCCUGUGUGUCAGCUGCACGGAGAGCCAGAUAAAUAUCCAGAGGCUGAGGGAGAAGCUCAUGUCAGUGGCUGACCAUCGUGACAUCUUCCCCAACCUCCACCGCGUGCUGCCCAAGUCCUGGCAGAUGCUGGAGGAGCUGCACUUUAAGCCCCAGGACCUGUGGCUCUCGUGGUGGGACUCGGCCCGUUUGGGCCUCCAGGCUGGGCUCACGGAGGACCGCCUGCAGAGUGCCCUGUCCUACCUACACGAGAGUGGGAAGCUACUCUACUUCGAGGACAGUCUGACACUAAAGGAGUAUGUCUUCCACAACCUGCCACGCUUCAUUGCAAUCCUCAAUGUCUUCUUCCAGAGGGAUGAGUCCACGCUGCUGGAGAGACUACUGUCGGACAGUGAGAAGGGGGACAAGAGGAGGACCAGUGUAGUUAUAGAUGGGGAGAAGGGAGAGAACCUCAGGGCUACCCAUCUACAGCACCAAGUGGAGGGCUUCCUCAGCCACGGCCUCCUGCCUUCUAACGUCAUACGGCUGCUCCUGAGACCUCUCAUCCAAACCCAGCAGGACCUCCACCUCAUCAUGGAGCUGCUAGAGAAGAUGGGGGUCUGCUACUGCAUUAACAAGCCCCGCAGCAAGCCUCUGAACGGGGCCACCGUCUGGUACAAGUUCCCCAGCUAUGUCAGCAAUGAGGAGCCCCAUGCCGAGGCCUGGGUGAACGGCAGCUCAGUGGCUGCUAGUCAGUUCUUCUCUGUGGAGCAGCUGCAGAUUGAAUACAGCUUCCCCUUUCUCUUCCCUCCUGGACUGUUUGCACGCUACAGUGUGCAGAUCAACAGCCAUGUGGUUCAGCGGUCAGACGGGAGGCACCAGAUCUUUGCCUAUCGCGGUAAAGUGCCUGUGGUGGUCAGUUACCAGCCGGCUCGGGGCAGGCUGCAGGCCGAGUCACUGUCCAUAGCCAGCCAUGCCUCCCUGCCAAAUAUCUGGACUGCUUGGCAAGCGAUAAUCCCACUGGUUGAGGAGCUGAAUGUCCUUCUGCAGGAGUGGCCCGGGCUCUACUACACUGUUCAUGUUCUGUGUUCCAAGUGCCUCAAGAGAGGGUCACCCAACCCACACACCUUUCCGGGUGAGCUGCUAAGCCAGCCACGCCCCGAGGGGCUGACUGAGAUCAUCUGCCCAAAGAACGGUUCGGAGCGGGUCAACGUGGCACUGGUUUACCCCCCUACGCCCACCGUGGUCAGCCCCUGUCUCAAAUGAGCCCUUCUGCCUAGCCUCUACUGUCCUGUCCUGUCUGACUGUACCCUCACGCUGCCUGCCUCUCUAGCCAACUCCUGAGUCUGAACACCACACCCCAGCUCUCCCUCUGAAUCUCCUCAACCUACCCAGGCAGCAGCCUGACUGGACACAUAGCCAUGCAAGGUCACAGAGAUAUGCACCGUCAGCUGGAUGGAGCAGAGCAGAUAACUGUAAGUAUCCUGAAAUAUUAAUGCAGGAUUGGCCUUCUCGAAAGGGUCAUAGGUUAUCCAGCUGUUUCUACAUGCCUCGCCAUGGUGACAAAGACGGUAUUAAAGGACUUUGGCUGAAAGCAAACCUGGGUUGUUUUUAAGACCCAUGCAAGCCAUCAACAAGCAGUAUCUUUUCCAACUGUCCUACUCUCUACUGCCCUCCAAAACUCUAACAAACCUCUGCCUACAACCUACCCAAGACGAAACACAGGAAAUCAACCUAUCCAUGCUAUCAAUUCAACAACAAGAGAGAUGAGUGGGCAAAGACUUGGACUGGUUUCUCUCUUUACUACUUAGUGGUGUCAUGAAAUGUUGGAAACCUCUUGGCUGGACUGCUACCCAUUCUAACUUCCCGUAAUGCUGCUUAUCCUGUCCACAUGUCAAGGUUGUGAUUGAUGAACGUGGGAAAGAGAACUGACUGAACCUCCUACGUUAUCAUGCUGUUUGUAAACCAAAUACUGUCUUGUAUAGCCAAAUACAUGAACCACAUACUCCUGAACACACAUUACCCAUGUACAGACCUUAUUCUUUGCUUUAGCCUUUUGCGAAUGGACAGAUGUAUCAUAUGAAGUAAAUGCUGGGUCUUACAUAUUAUGACAGACAUACUGAACAAAAAUAUAAAUGCAACAUGCACCAAUUUCAAAUAUUUUACUGAGUUACAGUUCAUAUAAGGAAAUUGGUCAAUUGAAAUAAAUGAAUUGGGCUCUAAUCUAUGGAUUUCAAAUUACUGGGAAUACAAAUAUGCAUCACAGACAACUUAUUAAAAAAAAAAAUUAAGGGCAUGGAUCAUCAAACCAGUCAGUAUCUUGUGAACAUUCCCGCAGUCAGCAUGCAAAGUGCAUUCUCCCUCAACUUGAGACAUCUGUGGCAUUGUGUUUUGUGACAAAACUGCACAUUUCAGAGUGGCCUUUUAUUGUCCCCAGCACAUGGUGCACAUGUGUAAUGAUCAUGCUGUGUAAUCAGCUUAUUGCUAUGCCACACCUGUCAGGUGGAUGGAUUAUCUUGGCAAAGGAGAAAUGCUCACUAACAGGGAUGUAAACAAAUUUGUGCACAAAAUGUGAGAGACAUAAGCUUUUUGUGUGAAUGGAACAUUUCUGGAAUCUUUUAUUUCAGCUCAUGAAACAUGGGACCAACACUUUACAUGUUGUGUUUUAUAUUUUUGUUGGGUGUUUUAUGUAAGAUCAGUGGACUGCCUUUAUGCCAAGGAAAUUCCAGUUCAGCUGGAUUUGAAAAUAUGUUUCAUUUUAACAUAUCCUGACCAAACCAUGGUGUGAUGUAUAUGUGAUAUGCCAUUUCAACUUCAGUAAGAAAGGUACUCGGUUUCUCAUUAGACUUGUUCAAAAAUUAUCAUUGUAUUUAAAUAAAAUAUAAUAAUGUUCUCUAAAGGAAACAGAAAAAGAAGACCUCUGUAGGUGUUGAGUUUUAAGUCUUCAUAAGACUAUUUGUGGUCAUGUUGGAAGAGGACUUUAUUUCAAGAUGUUUGUUCACUGCUAUGGGGAGAUACUGCAAUAUGUUUAAAACAUGGAAGAAACAAGUUAAUACACCUUUUGUGUGUAAUAUCUUUAUUUUUGUAUGUCGACACAAGUUGUCACCACCCUCUCUCAACAUUAUUUACAGUGCAAUGUUGUGCAUGGCUCUCUUGGCCAAUGUGAGAGUGUACAUACAAUUUUAUAUGUAGCUGGUCAAACCAUCUCCCAACACAACAUAUAAAGCACAAAAUACAAGUAUGCCAACUACUGGUUUUAAUAUUA
This is a messenger RNA of Salmo salar (Atlantic salmon), 5506 nucleotides long. The record is from RefSeq and is a predicted model, not a curated record. NCBI's taxonomy places the organism in Eukaryota, Metazoa, Chordata, Actinopteri, Salmoniformes, Salmonidae.